UCUCACUUUUUCCUUGAGAAUAUAAGAAUAGGUAUGGGAGAAAAGUAUGGAACUGUGAAGAUUCUUCGAGAAUCAUCAACUUCUGGAGUCUUCAACUUGAUCUUAAACCGACCAUCUGUCAGUAAUGCACUUUCACUCGACUUCUUUAGCGAAUUCCCCAAAGCUCUUGAUGCUCUCGACCAGAACCCUGAUGUCGUCGUUAUCGUUCUGUCCGGGGCCGGGAAUCACUUCUGUGGAGGCCUCGAUCUUAAAAGCGUUGCAGCUAUCGCCAACAAUAGCUCCGGAGAUCACGGGCGCACGAUGGCAAUGGGUCGGGUCGGGUUACGAAGACAACUCAAGUUCAUGCAAGACGCGAUCACCGCCAUCGAGCGGUGUCGGAAGCCGGUAAUCGCGGCGAUACAGGGAGAAUGUCGUGGCCUGGGGGUCGACAUAGUGACGGCCUGUGACAUAAGGUACUGUAGUAAAGAUGCGUUCUUUUCUGUCAAGGAAGUGGAUAUGGGCAUCACAGCUGAUGUCGGUACCCUCCAGAGGUUGCCUGGGAUAGUAGGGUUUGGGAACGCUAUGGAGCUGUCGUUGACGGCCAGGAGGUUCUCGGGUGAGGAGGCCAAGGAAUUGGGUCUGGUUUCUCGGGUUUUCGGGUCAAAGGUGGAGCUGAAGGAAGGCGUUCGCACCAUCGCAGAAGGAAUCGGAGAGAAGCCGCCGCUUGCGGUGGUGGGAACAAAAGCGGUGUUGAUAAGAAGCAGGGAUGUGAGUGUGGAACAAGGGUUGGAUUACGUAGCAACUUGGAACUCUUCCAUGCUUCUGUCCGAUGAUCUAAACCAGGCCAUCUCUGCUUACACGCACAAAAGGAAACCUACUUAUGCUAAGCUUUGAAUUCUAUA
This is a messenger RNA of Hibiscus syriacus, 881 nucleotides long. Its product is annotated as delta(3,5)-Delta(2,4)-dienoyl-CoA isomerase, peroxisomal-like. Gene Ontology annotation, molecular function: delta(3,5)-delta(2,4)-dienoyl-CoA isomerase activity. Lineage: Eukaryota; Viridiplantae; Streptophyta; Magnoliopsida; Malvales; Malvaceae. The transcript is spliced from 3 exons. Bases 34 to 873 code for a protein of 279 amino acids. The record is from RefSeq and is a predicted model, not a curated record. Gene Ontology annotation, cellular component: peroxisome.